Messenger RNA from Amphimedon queenslandica, 473 nucleotides. Its product is annotated as veficolin-1-like. The transcript is spliced from 3 exons. The record is from RefSeq and is a predicted model, not a curated record. Lineage: Eukaryota; Metazoa; Porifera; Demospongiae; Haplosclerida; Niphatidae. The annotation marks the transcript as partial.
CUAUAAAAUGAAGAGAAAUCACUUUGAAACAUCAUGAGACAUAGAACCCUGUAUAUUGCAGUCUGUAGCACAUUCUCAUGGAGUAUUUCAAAGCUCUUCUACUUAUAGCCAUCAGCCUCCACUGGAGCUCAGCUGAUUGUCAUAACAAGAACUCCAGUAUAUUCUAUAACAACACUGCUGUCAAUGGACCCAUUAAUUGUCCAAUAGCUCGUGAUUGUAAGGGAUGGCUGGCAGCAGGUGUCAAUAAAAGCGGAAUAUAUCCUGUCAAACCAGACAAUGGAACCGGUUUUCAAGUAUACUGUGAUAUGGAGACUGAUGGUGGUGGAUGGACUGUAUUUCAGAGGAGAGUUGAUGAUAGUGUUGAUUUCUAUCGUAACUGGGCUGAUUAUGAAGAAGGGUUUGGGGAUUUGAAGGGAAACUAUUGGCUGGGACUAGCUAACAUACACAGACUCACUCCAACUGAUGAUAGUUCA